Brassica napus (rape) is the source of this 1383-nucleotide messenger RNA. RefSeq lists its product as uncharacterized. Gene Ontology annotation, biological process: tRNA processing. Lineage: Eukaryota; Viridiplantae; Streptophyta; Magnoliopsida; Brassicales; Brassicaceae. The record is from RefSeq and is a predicted model, not a curated record. The transcript has 11 exons. The coding region runs from base 151 to 1284 and encodes 377 amino acids. Gene Ontology annotation, molecular function: flavin adenine dinucleotide binding; tRNA dihydrouridine synthase activity.
GCACAGUUAAACCUCCCGUCGCUUAGAUCUGCGAAGAGUUCAAUCUUAUACAUCGCCUCCUCCGUGUCCACACGCAUAACGCCGCCAUCGACGAUUUCUCUCAUACUCACUGGGUUUCGUGAGGUGAUUGAAGUUCGUUCAUAGAGAAAGAUGUACAACGGAAUAGGGUUACAGACCGCGAGAGGAUCUGGGACUAACGGUUACGUUCAGACGAACAAGUUCUUCGUGAGGCCUAGGAACGGUGGUAAGCCCCUUAGUGGCGGAAAACGGUUUGCGGAUGAUCAAGAUUCUCAUAGCUUGACUGUUGCUUCCGGGACAACAGAGUUUGUGGAGAAAGGGACAGAGAAUGUCGUCUUUAGCACAUGUGAUGAAGAAAGAGAGAGGGUUGUUUUUCAAAUGGGGACUUCUGAUGCUGUUAGGGCUCUCAAAGCUGCUGAGAUUGUGUGUAAUGAUGUUGCAGCUGUUGAUAUUAACAUGGGUUGUCCCAAGGCUUUCUCUAUUCAAGGAGGAAUGGGUGCUGCUCUGUUAACUAAACCCGAGCUCAUUCAUGAUAUUCUAGCUACACUUAAGAGGAACUUAGACGUACCUGUUACUUGUAGUUUUAAAGACAAAGAGAUGGAAGCGAGAAGCGAACUGAACCUUAAAGUUUACGAUAUUUUCAAAGAGUUUAUGACAGGGAUCACAAAACUUGAGGAACUAGGGAAUGCUGCAAACACUUUUCUUCUACGGUUUCAGCAAGGACUCUGCUUGCUCAAACGCUCUCCAAUGCUCACUUCGUCCACUUUGAUCAAGAACCUUAUCAAGAGCAAUGAAACAAGACGGCUAAAAUCGUAUAUAGAUUUCGGCUGUAUUAACAUCGAUGAUGCUGCAAAAAGCACAAAGGCUUUGCAUACAUCCAUAUCAGGACUUUCUGACCAUCUGAUCAAUGCUCAAAGUCUGUUAUCUGAGCUUGAGCGUCUCACCGAUGAGGCAGCCCUUGCAAUUGAGACUGCAACAACAACACAGCUAGAUGUAGAAUCAUGUGAUGAGUUACGACAGGUAACGAGUGAUGAGGAGAAUGAGAUUGUACAUUUUCUUCAAGAACCUGAAGUUACAGAGUACGCUACAGUUAUUGCAGUGGUUUACAAUAUGGUGAAGCAGAACUACGUUAUGCAGGAAAAGAUUGUGAGAUCGCUUAGUUUGAAGACAUCAUUUGAUGAGUUAGAUACUUACACUAUGAUGUGGUCAUUGCGUCCGUUUGUAGAAGACAAGAUUAUGAACAGAGCAUGGAAAUGUAUCUACUAGUACACACAUUAUUCAGUUAAUUUUGUUUGAUUAAUUUGUUAUUUUGCUUCCCAUUCAUAAACAAGAAAAGAAGCGAAUGGAUCGGUCGUUUACAUUUUA